This is a messenger RNA of Melampsora larici-populina 98AG31, 924 nucleotides long. RefSeq lists its product as hypothetical. The record is from RefSeq and is a predicted model, not a curated record. The transcript has 4 exons. NCBI's taxonomy places the organism in Eukaryota, Fungi, Basidiomycota, Pucciniomycetes, Pucciniales, Melampsoraceae. The coding region runs from base 1 to 924 and encodes 307 amino acids.
AUGGGUAAAGACAACAAGAAAGCUAAGAAUUCGUCCAACGAUGAAAUAAAUCCAUUAAAGAAUUAUAAGAAAGGAGAAACAUCUCGCUCAGGAUUGAGAGGAUUCACGGAAUUCUGGGAUACUCACCUUAAGAAGUUAGACUAUCACUUACCAUUAACUAUCUUCAACAAAGAAUGGAUUGAACUUGACACGAUGGUAGCAGGCGGUAAUACAACUUCGAAAAAGAAAGACCGAAUCACCGGUCAAAUACCGAAGAGCGAAUGGUGGUUAUCGUUUGUGGAAUGGACAAGAGCACGGCAAUUGAUGGUGAAAUACAUCAAAUCCCAUUAUAAACAUGAAGACUUUGGAAAUGACUUAGAAGAACACUUUGAGUAUGUUCAACAACUUAGCGUUAGACAUGGAUGGGUAACUGCGUUUAGAUACGACAUAGCAGUACGAACGGAUGUUUUAUGCAACCAUGUGAAUGGUGCUCCAGGAGACCCAUCAGUUAAAAGAGUGGAGUUCUUGGAAGACGCUCUAGCAAGAACGAAUUUGUUAAGAGACGGUAGAAUCAUGAAAUAUGAUAAUCUAGCCUAUGCGAAAGGCCACGAAAAGGAGAAGUUUAGUCCGAUAACAGGUAAUAGAUACCCUCAAGGGAAGAAUCAUAAUUCGACUGACUUAGAAGUAGAAGUCGAAGAGGUUGCGUAUUUGAAAGUACCAAAUGUUCAACGAGAUAAUAAAUUAAAGAACAAAGGAAGAAGACAAGGUUAUAAUAAGCCCGUUAGAAGAUCUCCUUCACCUUAUUCAAAGGAAGAGAAAGGAAAAGGUUUUCAACAUCCAAAUUCAAAUUACAAGGGAAAGAAUUAUGAUGAGAAUUAUCAGGCGAAUAAAGAGAAAAACUUACCUGUCCAAUCAUCUUCUAAAGAUAAAAUCUUUGGUCGUUGA